AUGCCAACACGUGUCUCCCGCAUGCUAUUCGACAGGUUACUGCGGUUCGCGCCUCCCGAGCCGCUGCUGCCGAUUCUUGUAGCGAAUGCCGCGGGAUUUUAUACGGGAAUCACACUCGCAGCAAUCACAGAACAACGGUACAAGGAGGCAUAUUGGGAGGAGCACCCAGGGGAGGCCGUGCCUUUAAUGCGUUCGUCCCUGUAUUUCGGCAAGUACAGAAUACGAAGGGAGGACUUUAGUGAGGAGGGGGAGGCUGCUGCUGGGAGCGGUGGUUCUGGGGCAGGUGGUGCUGGGGACGGUGAGAGCAGCAAAUAA
Messenger RNA from Closterium sp. Yama58-4, 315 nucleotides. NCBI's taxonomy places the organism in Eukaryota, Viridiplantae, Streptophyta, Zygnematophyceae, Desmidiales, Closteriaceae. The record is from the annotation of a GenBank genome assembly.